AUGGCUGUUCUUCUGCUUACCAAGAAGAUUAUUAAGAAGAGGGUCAAGAAGUUCAAGAGGCCCACAGUGAUCGAUACCACAGAGUUGGGUGACGUUGAAUGCUUAUAUGUUUUGCAGGAAAGCUGGAGAAGGCCCAAGGGUAUUGAUUCUCGUGUGAGGCGAAAGUUCAAGGGUGUCACUUUGAUGCCCAAUAUUGGUAACGGUUCGGACAAAAAGACCCGUCAUUACCUUCCCAAUGGCUUCAAGAAAUUUGUGGUGCACAAUGUUAAAGAAGUGGAAUUGUUGAUGAUGCACAACAGGACAUACUGUGCUGAAAUCGCACAGAAUGUUUCCACCAGGAAAAGGAAGGAAAUUGUUGAACGCGCAGCACCGCUGGAUGUUGUUGUUUCCAACGGACAAGCCAGGUUACGUAGCCAGGAGGAUGAGUAGAAGUAGAGAGGAUAGUUUUGAAGGGUUGC
Molecule: messenger RNA, 458 nt
Organism: Papaver somniferum (opium poppy)
Lineage: Eukaryota; Viridiplantae; Streptophyta; Magnoliopsida; Ranunculales; Papaveraceae
Product: 60S ribosomal protein L32-1-like
Exons: 3
Coding region: 1-429 (142 amino acids)
Biological process (GO): translation
Cellular component (GO): ribosome; cytosolic large ribosomal subunit
Molecular function (GO): structural constituent of ribosome
Source: RefSeq, a predicted model, not a curated record